Messenger RNA from Alternaria burnsii, 2484 nucleotides. RefSeq lists its product as uncharacterized. The record is from RefSeq and is a predicted model, not a curated record. Bases 1 to 2484 code for a protein of 827 amino acids. NCBI's taxonomy places the organism in Eukaryota, Fungi, Ascomycota, Dothideomycetes, Pleosporales, Pleosporaceae. The transcript is spliced from 3 exons.
AUGGGCAUGGAGGUAGCCAUGAAUCGAGUGGUAAGCGCCGACAUCGUCGUCGUCGGUCUAAAUCAAGAGACGAAGAGCGUGGGAGACACCGUCGUAGUCCACGAGAUGAUCGGCAUCCAAGAUCACAACACAGACGCCGAGAUGAAGAGUGUGGGAAGCACUACGAAAGAUCCAGGUCUCAGGACCGACGCCCAAGAUCCCGUCGACAAUAUGAGGACAAUGAUUCUAGAGUAUCAGAUGACGGGCGGUGCAGGACCAGUAGAAACGUUGCGUCAUGGGCAUCGAAAGCCAGAUACACUGUCGCCCAGAGGUGGAGAACGCCGGGGCAGUGUUGCGAGUGGCUACCAAACUUCAUGGCGAGACUUGAAAGCAGAGCGAAAGAAUGGCCCAGCAUCUGGAAGUAGAGUUCCAUCACCAUAUUCCUCAGCGCAAAGACCAUCAAAAGGGCUUUCCAGGGUGCGAUCUCAUUCUCGUGGUCGCAGAGAUACAUCGCAGUCAGACCGGAAGAGGUCGCACACACCCCGCGGACCUCACCACCGAAAGUCCAGAGAGCGCUCAAGCUCUCAUCGGCGUGAUAUUGAACAUAAAAAACAGUCAGAUAUUCGUUCAGGCCGCAUUGGUGCGUCCUACUCUCCAACACGGCGACAAAGAGGACCAGACGGUACACCAUUCGGAAGCUUACCUGAACGUAAAAGCAAAGAUACUUUUGGAAACCAUUUCAUGAACACUUAUAGGCACAUCAAAGCCGAGUACGAGGCUGGUUAUCGAAGUAAAGGUAAGCUCGAGAAAGCGCUAGACGAGAUGAGGAAGAAAAAGAGAGUCACAAAAGUCAGCAGUGACAGGCAAACGAGUAGGCACAAAAUAGAAAGGAAGAAAAUACGAAAAAGUGAGCCAGAAAGAAUCAGGGGGGUUGAGAGAUAUCCUGAGAAACCCAGGGGCGCUGAAGGGAAACCUAGGGCUGCUGAGGCAGAGGCGUGGGAGCAUCAUCGGCGCGAAGAGGAGGAACACAAAAGAAGGAAGGAUGAUGAUAGGAGGGGAGAAAAAGACGCUGACCAGAAAAAGAUUCAAAGUUUACCAGUCAAACCUCUCCAGAGUCAUCAGAUUCAACCGAAGAUCACGGUACCACGACAACCACAGUACCGCAGUGACCAGACGACGGCCUCCGGUGAGACAAAGCCAAGGCCAAAGCCAGAUUCAGAGCCAGAUCCAAAAAAAUCUUACCGUAAUCAAAGCGCAAGACCAAAGACUGUUGAACUACAGAUCCCAGAGACUAAUAGCCCCAAGCGCAAUAUUUCUACUCUACCACCAGUUCCGGAGAUACAUCUCCAGCCUCCCACAUCUGCUAGAGCUCCACGUCGUCAGCCACAUCCUGUUGUCCGCGAGUCAUCACAUCCCCCUACGAACCGUCCAGCUCCACAUGUUCCAGAACCAUCUCAUUGGCAACAUCCACUUGCCCAACGGCCUCUGACCAUCCGUAAGGAAACGCUUGAGCAUGAGGUUUCAUCACAACGAGAGUCGGCAGGUCGAGGUGUAGACGGUAAAUCCGAAAUUGGGUCAGCAGCGAGCUAUUACGAUCAAGCUCCACGUUCGCCGAUGCCAGGAAGGUACGAAGAGGGUGAACAGACAGAAUAUGAAGAGGAUGAUCAAUCAGAAACUUACGAUGAAGUGCCAUACCCAGACACACCUCCAUCACCUGUUAUACCCCCAAAUUCGGAUACGCUUCCUUCUGCAGUCGGGUCAGAGGACUCCUCAGUUUCGUCGUCACCAAUCAUGUCCCAUACACUACGAGUUGCAUCGCCUUCUCCUCGAUCCACGUCCACAUUCUUGCAGAGUAUCCAGAUGCCGACUCCUCAGCAAUCGGUACCUCCCACUACAUCACCACCACCAUCAUCUCCUCCUCAUCCAGCCUCUCCACUACCCGCAGUGCAACCACCUAACAACACUGGGAUGGCUGCUCUGUUCGGUGAAAUCAACGGGGGUAGGUUCGAGUUGCGCAAAGUAGCGGAUUCGGAAAAAAGACAUCGUAAUAACAACCCGACAGCCGGCAGGGUAGUGUAUAAUGAGACGGCACACAGUCAAGAUGUAGAGGAACGUGAGCGAGCUCAAGCUAGGGAAGCGAACAACCAAACGCCAUCUCGAGGAAACAGUGCAUGGAGCACUCGCAUCUCUAUGGACGAUGAAGACGAUAUACAACCAGUACCCAACAGAGCGUUCCAAAGCGACUUGGCGAAAGCUCUGCAGGCGAGGAGAUCGGGCUCAGGUACUGACACUUCUACAAGGGGACCUCGGAGAGGUUCUGAGGAUAGUUCACUAACUGCAGGCUCUAGAACGUCCAUGAUUGCCAACGUUUCUGGGAAACUGCGAGACGAGAGUGCACCUGUUCAGCGGCUUUCCAAAUCGGAAAGCGACGAGGAUCUUAUCUUUACUUUGGCGGCACAUAUCGCGCAGCCAGGUUGGAGCUUUGAUGAUCUGACUAAGGAUUGA